AAAAUGUGGGGAUUCUUGUUAAACUUUCGCUGGAUUCUCUCUAAUGGCUUUGCGUAAUUAAACCUUUUCCUUCUAUAUUUCGAUUUGUGGUCUUAUAAUGGGUUGUCACAAAGCAAAGCCAAACGCGAAAAAUAAACAAUAACCCCAAGCAUAGACAUGUGUAGCUAUAAUAGCAUUAGUAGUGAUGGUGAUGGUCAUCAUGGCAGCAAUAGUGGUGGCAAUGGUGUUGAUAAUACAUGUUCAAAGAAGGUAAAGAAACAAAAAACCCCAAAGAGAGGGCCAGGAGUGGCAGAGCUAGAGAAGAUCUUGAGGGAUCAAGAGAAGAAUGAUACGAGUUUUGACGAAACCAAGAAUGUUGAAGGGUUCUCUGUAGUUUCACAACUUUCAAGUUCUUAUCGAAGACAAUCUCCUGUUCUAACUUCCCACAAAUCUCAUCCUAAAAAUCUCCCAUUUGCUCCUGAUCCUAAUCUUUUUAGUCCGCAGUCAACAACGUUUUUUGGUAAUUGCAGUAAGAACACAUCAUUACAAGUUUGCAGAGGCACUGGCAAUGGUGGAUCAGACAUUGUUUUGCAUGAACAUGGAUUUUUACCCACGAUGUGGAAUUCUUGCCAACCUAGAGCUGAUAUUGGAGGUCCUAGAUUGGCUUCAGGGAAUCCAUUUUCUAUGCGUUCAACAAAUGGACCUGACCAACUAUUUCCUUCCUCUUCUAUGGCACAAGGAAGCCAAUAUUCACCCACUCCAAUGAUAAAUUUUUUUCCAGAGUCUGUGGCAUCAUCUUCUUCAACAACUCCAUCAUCCGUAGUAAUGUAUCAAGGUAUAGAGCCCCCUUCAAACCAAACGUCACACCACCAUAACAAUUCUCAUCUAUGGCCAGAUGAAGACAAGAUGGUUGGCUCAAAGCGAUCUUUCCCGUUUUCCAUGGAGGCCCCUCCAAUUCCUCACCACUACCGAGUUCCUGCAUUUUCACUUCAAUUCAGCAGACAGGACCUGUCACUCACACGUGCUAGCCACGGCAUCACUAAUCCUGAGCAAAUCGAGGCGGUUUCCAGGGACGAGAAUAUAGGUCGCAAGCGCCAUACAGAUUAUGGAGUAGCUAAAGGUAAUCUCCUCUUAUUUGGCUCUCCGGCGAUUCCUUCUCCAUCAACUCAUGUUUCUCAACAAGAACAGUCCAAGUCCAAACAUCCUCUACCUUUCCGAGAAAGCACUGAGGACUCACAACACAGGCCUUCACAAGGUAGCGGAACAAUUUGUAAUAAACGUCCUUCGUUUAGCUUCCUACCUCCAGUGGAGCAAAAGAGCAAGGUGGAAACAAACUUUAGCUUAAACAAUGAUGAUAGAAUUGAAAAAAGAGGAGAUGGUAUUGAUCUUGACUUGAGGCUCUGAGCGGGAAUUAAUCCAUCAGAGAUUGCAGUUCUUGAAAGGGCGUUUCAGUUAUCGUUUGAGGAUUGUUUGGCAUUAUAUAAAACAUAAUUUCUUUUUAAAAGUUUGAUCUUCUUUAAUCUGGGAUACUAUAUAUGAAGAAUUGAGGGACAAAAUACAUCCAAUUUCCCUUCAUUUAUCCAUGCUACAAGAUUAUCUCACAUCCCUACGUACGCAUGAAGAGCGAAGCUAUGCUCUUGAAAUUUAGUAUGUAGAUCAAAUGAAGUAUAUCAAGAUUAUGCAUUGGGAUU
Molecule: messenger RNA, 1670 nt
Organism: Populus trichocarpa (black cottonwood)
Lineage: Eukaryota; Viridiplantae; Streptophyta; Magnoliopsida; Malpighiales; Salicaceae
Exons: 5
Coding region: 157-1383 (408 amino acids)
Molecular function (GO): DNA-binding transcription factor activity
Source: RefSeq, a predicted model, not a curated record